Molecule: messenger RNA, 1042 nt
Organism: Phragmites australis (common reed)
Lineage: Eukaryota; Viridiplantae; Streptophyta; Magnoliopsida; Poales; Poaceae
Product: MADS-box transcription factor 6-like
Exons: 8
Coding region: 17-766 (249 amino acids)
Biological process (GO): positive regulation of transcription by RNA polymerase II
Cellular component (GO): nucleus
Molecular function (GO): RNA polymerase II cis-regulatory region sequence-specific DNA binding; protein dimerization activity; DNA-binding transcription factor activity, RNA polymerase II-specific
Source: RefSeq, a predicted model, not a curated record
AGGAGAGGAGGAGAUCAUGGGGAGGGGACGAGUUGAGCUGAAGCGGAUCGAGAACAAGAUCAACCGGCAGGUGACCUUCUCCAAACGCCGCAACGGCCUGCUCAAGAAGGCCUACGAGCUGUCCGUGCUCUGCGACGCAGAGGUCGCGCUCAUCAUCUUCUCCAGCCGCGGCAAGCUCUACGAGUUCGGCAGCGCUGGCAUAACAAAGACAUUACAAAGGUACCAACAUUGCUGCUACAAUACUCAAGAUUCCAAUACACUCUCUGAAACUCAGAGCUGGUACCAGGAAAUGUCGAAGCUGAGGGCAAAAUUCGAGGCUUUGCAGCGCACUCAGAGGCACUUGCUUGGGGAGGACCUUGGGCCGCUGAGCGUGAAGGAAUUGCAGCAGCUAGAGAAACAGCUAGAAUGUGCUAUGUCACAGGCGAGACAGAGAAAGACACAGCUUAUGAUGGAGCAAGUGGAGGAACUUCGCAGAAAGGAGCGUCACCUGGGAGAAAUUAACAGGCAACUCAAGCACAAGCUCGAGACUGAAGGUUGCAGCAACUACAGAACCUUGCAACAAGCCGCCUGGCCAGCUCCCGGUGCCGCCUUCGCGGAUCAUGACGGCGCCACACUUCAUGUGCAGCCCCCUGCAGCUGCUAUGGACUGUGAACCAACUCUGCAAAUCGGGUAUCCUCAUCAGUUUCUGCCUUCUGAGGCAGCCAACAAUAUUCCACGCAGCGCCCCAGGAGGCGAGAACAACUUCAUGCUGGGAUGGGUUCUUUGAUUCGACAUGUUGAUCCAUCCAUCAGAUGAAAUUUGAAACAAAUAAAAGGCGUUCAGUGCUACAUGCAUAUUCAUGCUCAAGUAGUGCUUGAGUUGCCGCGACGUGGUCGGUCUUUUAAAUUUAUCGGUAUGGUGUGUAAGAACUAAGAACUGCACCUUUAUUCUAUGUGGCUGUGGUGUGGUGCUUUUAUAACUUAAUUUGGACCAUGAAUCUUGUAAAAUACUUAUGCUGCCGGUGCAGUAUGCAUUCCAAAAUUACCUGGACCGGUACUUAAUU